Messenger RNA from Sus scrofa (pig), 4759 nucleotides. Lineage: Eukaryota; Metazoa; Chordata; Mammalia; Artiodactyla; Suidae. The record is from RefSeq and is a predicted model, not a curated record.
GGCCACGGCCAGGAUGGGCGGAGUCUAACAAUCGCGAAGGCGGCCUCGGCUGCCAGGGGCGAGUUGGGUGAAACGGCUGGAUGGGCUUGAGAAGAGGCUCGGAGGCCCUCCAUUUCGCGCGGGGGCGGGGUUUCGCGCUGUUUGGGAGGACGCUGCGUCGGGGGCGGGGCUAGCGCGUGCGCUGCAAGAUGGCGGCUGCCAGUGUGGCGGGGCAGGCGAUGAAUGUGUUCCCAUUCCGCGACGCCCGAGCCGCUCCGGAUCCGGUGCUGGAGGCCGGCCCGGUGGCACACGGGCCACAGCCGGUGCCACUGGUGUUGGACAACGGGUCGUUCCAGGCCCGUGCAGGCUGGGCUUGCCCCGGGCCGGACCCAGGCCCCGAACCCCGGCUGCAGUUCCGCUCUGUGUGCGCCCGAGGGCGAGGCGGAGCUCGGGGCGGGGCGGGCCCCCAGGUGGGCAACGCGUUGGGCAGCCUGGAGCCCCUGCGCUGGAUGCUGCGCUCACCUUUCGACCGCAACGUGCCUGUGAACCUGGAGCUGCAGGAGCUGCUGCUUGACUACAGUUUCCAGCAUCUGGGUGUCUCCUCACAGGGCUGUGUCGAUCAUCCCAUAGUGUUGACAGAAGCUGUGUGCAACCCGCUGUAUUCACGACAGAUGAUGUCCGAGCUUCUCUUUGAGUGCUAUGGGAUUCCUAAGGUUGCCUAUGGAAUAGACAGCCUCUUCAGCUUCUACCACAAUACGCCAAAGAACUUGAUUUCAAGUGGGCUCAUCAUUUCAUCUGGCUACCAGUGUACACAUAUUUUACCCAUCCUAGAAGGGAGAUUGGAUGCUAAAAACUGCAAGCGCAUCAAUCUGGGAGGAAGCCAGGCAGCUGGUUACCUCCAGCGCCUCCUGCAGCUGAAGUAUCCUGGGCACCUGGCAGCCAUCACUCUCAGCCGCAUGGAGGAGAUCCUGCACGAGCACAGCUACAUCGCCGAGGAUUACGUGGAAGAAUUGCAGAAAUGGCGAUGCCCUGAUUACUACGAAAACAACGUCCACAAGAUGCAGCUCCCAUUUUCCAGCAAGCUCCUAGGCAGCACCCUGACCUCUGAGGAGAAGCAGGAGAGGCGACAGCAGCAACUGCGGCGACUGCAGGAGCUCAACGCCCGGCGGCGGGAGGAGAAGCUGCAGCUGGAUCAGGAGCGGCUGGACAGGCUGCUCUACGUGCAGGAGCUCCUAGAGGAUGGCCAGAUGGAUCAGUUCCACAAAGCCCUGAUAGAGCUGAACAUGGACUCCCCGGAGGAGCUGCAGUCCUACAUACAGAAGCUCAGUGCAGCAGUGGAGCAGGCUAAGCAGAAGAUGCUUCAGGCGGAGGUCAGCCUCGAGGUGGAUGUGGUGGACAGCAAGCCAGAGACCCCUGACCUGGAGCAGCUCGAGCCGUCUCUGGAAGAAGUGGAAAGCAUCAAUGAUUUUGAGCCCUUGUUUUCAGAUGAAACGCCUGAAGCAGAGAAGCCAGUGACCACGGUCCAGCCCGUGUUUAACUUGGCAGCAUACCAUCAGCUGUUUGUUGGGACAGAAAGAAUUCGAGCUCCAGAAAUUAUCUUCCAGCCGUCUCUCAUUGGAGAAGAGCAGGCCGGCAUAGCGGAGACACUGCAGUACAUUCUGGACAGGUACCCGAAAGAUGUUCAGGAACUGCUGGUUCAGAACGUUUUCCUCACUGGCGGGAACAUGAUGUAUCCUGGGAUGAAGGGCAGAAUCGAGAAGGAGCUGUUGGAGAUGAGACCCUUUCAGUCUUCUUUUCAGGUUCAGCUGGCCUCAAACCCCGUGCUGGACGCCUGGUACGGUGCUCGUGGCUGGGCCUUGGACCACCUGGACGACGAGGACGUGUGGAUCACCCGGAAGGACUACGAAGAGAAGGGAGGAGGCUACCUCAAGGAGCACUGCGCUUCCAACGUUUACGUCCCCAUCCGCCUGCCCAAGCAGGCUUCGCGCUCCGAGGCCCAGGCGUCCAGCAAAGGCGGGGCCGGCGAGCAGGCCUAGUGGAGGGGCGCCUCCAGAGACCUGGGGCCACAUUGGCCGGUGAGACAGGACAGUGGCUCGGCCAGCUGUGUCGGGCCCUAGUCUGCUGGGAAUGUUUGGCUGCAAGAGGAUUUCUCCUGGGGAGGACAGCUAAAGGCCAGAAGGGACUUUCGGUGGCGUGCUGUCUUGGAUGAGCCGUGGCCCUUGCUUCCUGUAGCAGUGAAUGCAGACAGGGCUGGGGACAGAGAUGGCCACGCUGCACAGGCUUACUUACCUCCUACUACGUUUUAAAGCCUUUUUUUAAAAAAAUCUUUUAAAUUUUAUAUUGUCAGUGUAGAUUUUCUUCUAAGUUUAUUCUGAGAUUGCGUGAAUGCCCAGCAGGUGGAGUUCUUUCAUGUCCAUGUGCAUUUAUGUAAUAAGAGUGAUCACCCACACAGUCUCGGGGCCUGGGGAUAUUUCCCUUCUCCUGUUAUUUCCACUUAGAAAUAAGGAAAAGGAGCCCAAAGAGGGAAACCAAGUCACACAAAGUCGCUCCGUUAGGGCCUGCCCGGUGCCCGCUUCUGAGUGGGCAGGUGUAGGGCUAGAGGCCCAACUUUCCAUCAUGUCAGGUCUUCCUACAAUUUUUAAAUAAUUUCUGUCCCGGUGAGUGUGUUGACUGCUUAACUUUUUAAGGCCUUUCUGAAGAAAGAAGCAGACUGGGAAAAGUUAGCCCUUUCACUUUGGCUACAGCCUCACAUUCCCUGGACCUUUGUCGCUUCAUCAUAAAUGGACAAAAAACCCCCUCUGCUUUACAGAGCUUGCUUGAUGAGAACUUUAACUCUCAAACACAUCCAGUACUUGAGCCCAGAAGACCCCUGGGCUGCUAGCAUCCUUGUCGCAGAAUCCAUACAUUUAAACAGCCCAGGGAGUCUCUGGCCCGCCCUCCAUGGAGGCCACCCCAGCACCAGUCUGCUCAUCCAGGUCACUGAGGACGGCCUCCUGCAGCUCCAGCCUUCCAGGGCGUAGACCCCGAAGACCAGGAGGGGGCAGUGGCGGUGGACGAGGAGGUAGAAGACCCAGGCCCAAUCGACCUCCCAGGGCCUUGCCGGAGCCACUGGCCGACCCCAGCUGGGCCCCAGGGCUGGGGAGCUGGUGACAGCGGGAGCUGCCAAGAAAGGACAGAUGCGAGGAAGGCAGGACCGGCCUUCAUGAGAGGUUUUCCUAUCAUGCUUCUGGGAAGAGGAGUUGUACUAACUGCCACUAGGCUUGGGGAGACAGGGGUCCUCCCUGUAGUCAACAUUUUAAAAACAGCCGGAAUAGUGGUGAGGACGAAAGAUGGCCAUGGAAGUCAAGCCUGGAUGAGAAAGGACCCUGGGUGGGCAGGUAAGCUGGGCCGCAGCCUAGUCCAUCAAAAGUGGGAAGCUGGGCCCCUCAGGUGCCUGUCACCUGGACCUGAGGAGGUUUGGGGCUGUGGUGAGGCUGGGCCUUGAGCUCUCUUGCUCCCUCUCAGCCACUCACACAAACUGCCAACGGAGCACUUGUCACAUACCAUGAGCCUUUUCUCUGCCCUCGGAUGGUCUCUUAUAAAGUGUAACGCACCCCAAGAGCAGAAGGUGGUUUCAUUCAGCUUGGAGCACACACAGCCCAGUGCUGGACUGGGGGCUGCUGGGGGCUCACAGGACUUUUGAUGCAUGACCAACCGGUGGGGUAAGAUAAGUGAAACUAAACCUGAGAACAAAGGAAAUUUGAGACUAGCUUAUCUGAUCUGUUGAGAGCAACAAAUCAGGAGUCCAUACCAAGGACCUCCCCUCAGCCAGGGGGCCCUGCUUAUUGAGACGUCUUAAGCCUUCCCUCUGACCCUGCCAGGAUUGUUCCAGAAGACAAGGUGGGGAUGUCGUAGCCAAGUGUUGUGAGGGAGCUGUGAAGGAAUUGACUCCCGUGGUCCAGGUUCGGGCUUUUGUCCCCAGGGGAAGCAGAGUCUUGCUUGUGGGUCCCACCUGGCUCUGGGUUUGAGUCAGGGCAGCUCUGAAAGUUGGGGGGCGGGGGAGCACCUCGAGUGAUCAGGGCCCCUCUCCCUGGCUGAGAUGUGGUAGGGGUGUCCCCACUUUGGCCCCCUCUACCUUCCAUUGGCACCUCUGGAAAUAAACAGUUUUGCCAAAGCAACAGAGAAGGUGAAAAGGUAAGAAAAUAGAAGUCAAGAGUAAAAUAAAUGUUAAAAUAUGGGCAGAGAACACUAAAGCAAGAAAUGGAAAAAGCAAAAUCAUACAGUAUGCAGAUGAUUUUAUGCCUUCCUAAGGGAUGGAGCCUUAUUACAGAACUGUCUGAUUAAAUCAUUUUAAGAACAUUAAAAAAUAGAAUAAAAAAUGGAAGCAGAGAGACUGUUUACUAAAUGAAUGUUCCUUUCCUCCUGGGCACACAGCUGCACUACCUUUCCCGGCCUCCCUCGAGCUCACACUUGCAGCCACUUGAGUUCUGGCUGAUGGGCUGUGGGCAGAAGACAUGGUCACCAUUGCCAGGCCUGGCUUCUCUAAGCCUCUCAUGGGCCUCUUCCCCGUCCUCUGGCUGAAUAGAGAGCUGCCUGUGGCCCAAGAGGAGUGUGGAGCCACAGAAUGGAAGGAGCUGCACCCUAAAAUGACUGGAGCAGAGGCCCUGCAAGUUCUUCACCGUGUGAGAAAUAAACUUUUACUGUGAUCAACGACUGAGUGCUCUAGCCUUAUCUGUUGCAGCAGCUAGCAUUAUUCUAACUAAAACUGUAGGUGAAAAGUAAAUAAAAACAACUUCAUUAA